AUGGCGGAGCCCCGCAUGGACAUCAGAGACUUACUGUCUCUGACCCUGGACGGACUGACAGGCGUUUCCCAGGACCACAUGCGGGCUCACUACCAAACGGGCUCCAACCACAUGAUGUUGAACAUCAACCUUUGGUCGACAUUGCUGCUGGGAGCUGGCAUCCUGUUCACCGGCGAGCUCUGGGAGUUCUUGAGCUUUGCCGAAAGAUACCCUACCAUCAUCUACAACAUCCUGCUCUUUGGUCUGACCAGCGCCCUGGGGCAGAGUUUCAUCUUCAUGACGGUGGUGUAUUUUGGCCCCCUGACCUGCUCCAUCAUCACGACAACUCGCAAGUUCUUCACCAUUUUGGCCUCUGUGAUCCUCUUUGCCAACCCCAUCAGCCCCCUGCAGUGGGUGGGCACCGUGCUCGUGUUCUUGGGUAAGUUGCCGGCAGAGCUGGCCUCUCUGGGCACACAGAGAGUGACAGCGCUUGGGAUACUUUCUUCCCCCCUGAAACGUAUACUCAUGAAAUUGAUGUCGUUAUUUUAG
Puma concolor (puma) is the source of this 528-nucleotide messenger RNA. Lineage: Eukaryota; Metazoa; Chordata; Mammalia; Carnivora; Felidae. The record is from RefSeq and is a predicted model, not a curated record.